UCAUUUGUUUAGGGAUUUGGUGGAACGAACAAAUCAGAAGCGAUGAGAAGUUCCGAUGGUGGUCAUUCAAAUCGCUAGGAGAGACAAAGUGGUCGAUCUCCGGCGACCCUCUGAGGCUUUAACUUUCAUCAUCUCCGGUUGAGAGCUAAGGGAACAGGUCUUCGUCUUCGUCUGUUCGGAGAAGCUGAAAUCACGAAUGGAAGGUUGCGAUCAGGAAGCUCCAAUGGUGGAGUGUGGUUCUGCAGUAGUUAAGGGGAUAAUUUCGGAUACUGCGGACAAACUGUUUGAUAAUCUGUUUUGGAAACGAUUAACGCUAGUACAAAUCAAUUUAUCUAUUGCUUUCUACUUUCAGCAAUCAUUACAUUGAAAGAGGAGACGAUUGUUUUGAAGAAAUCAUCAAACCCUGAGCCAGUACUUGAAGAAUUCAUACCCCUUCAGAACACUAGUGGUGAAGAUGCAAAACUCGAAAUCAUCAGUAAAGAAAAGUGCGGUGGAGACAAGAAGAAUUGGUUGAGCACCACUCAGCUUUGGAACAAUCCAAAUCCAAAUCCAAAUCUAAACACAAAUCAAACCUAAAUUUGGAAACCAAAAUCAAUUCAUCAAAUUACCAAAAAGAGAACUGAUGAAGAAGAUGAUGGAAUGAUCGGCGAUCCAUAUCCCACAAAAGCAUUUAUCUCAUAUAAGGGAAUUUGUGGGUUUACAGUGGUGGAGGAAGAUAAGGAGGAAUCACCGAUUCCAGGGCUCUCUCUUAUCACCCUUGGAAUCAAGAAUCCAGUGAGGGGAAACCUUUUACUUACAAAAACCAUUUCCAAUUCCAGAUUGCUUCCUUGUUCUUCACCAAAUGCUCAACAAACAUCUAGAAAACAAAGAAGAUGCUGGUCAACAGAGCUGCAUAGACGAUUUGUCAAUGCCUUACAGCAACUCGGUGGUUCACAAGCUGCAACUCCUAAGCAGAUUAGAGAGCUUAUGCAAGUCGAUGGGCUUACAAAUGAUGAAGUCAAAAGCCAUUUGCAAAAAUACAGACUUCAUACACGAAGACUUCCACCAUCCUCUAAAUUUAGAUGACGCCGUCGCUACAUGAAAACUACAAAAGCACGUAAUCAUGAUUACAAACACAGUCCUUAUCCAUCUAUUACUCACACACAGGACAUCUACAAAAAGUCAAAAAGUAAUUGUGAUAAAUGACACCAACCUUCUCCCAGAAAAUCCCACUAUAUCUAUAUAACAACCCACACCUGAAAACAUACCCAACAAAAUCAAAUUAAAUUAAGGAGAAUGGAGACUAGAAUCGCAACUAUGAUGAGAUGAUCCAAAAAGAAGAGGCUAGCUAGAAAGAAGAUGCACUCUAUCUAUAUAUAUCGUGACAACAAUGCUACACCAAGAACAGGUGAGGAUCGACAACCUUAACACAACCCACACCAACCAAGCUAGCUAGCAGCCGACCUUCGAAUGAGAUUGCAAACAAUCAACAACCUCAACAGCGAUCCCGACUCCACUUUCAAAUCCUUCCUGCAAUUCCUCCGACCUCCUCAUGAAGGAAAACUUAAAGCAAUACAUCCAACUUACCGAGAAAACCAUCACCAUGUUCGUUCGAAGAAAUGCUUCAAAUUCUCCAAGAUCAAAACAUAUAAACAAAACAAAAAAAAAAAAGGUGGAAUGAAGCAGCUGUUCGUAAUCUCUUUUCGUUCACCAACCGGUUAUUUGUCUUUAUUUUGCUAUCUAAAAAUGUUUGUUGUUUGUCUUUAGUCUGCUAUGUAAAAAUGUUUGUGUAAAGGUUCUAAUUACGCUUGCUUCUAUGUAUUAAAAACUUUCGUGUA
This is a messenger RNA of Lactuca sativa (garden lettuce), 1817 nucleotides long. RefSeq names its product transcription factor NIGTH1-like. Gene Ontology annotation, molecular function: DNA-binding transcription factor activity; DNA binding. The record is from RefSeq and is a predicted model, not a curated record. Gene Ontology annotation, biological process: regulation of DNA-templated transcription. Lineage: Eukaryota; Viridiplantae; Streptophyta; Magnoliopsida; Asterales; Asteraceae.